GACUUUCCGUGUUUUCAACGUUUAAUGGCCGGAUUUCCAGAUAAUAGCAUAUAUUCCAAAAAAAAUUUCCAAUGAAGCAGAUCGAGCAGAAAUUAAGGAGUAAACAAAUGAUUUCCAUGUUUUAUGUGCAUUGGUGCAUACCAAGACAAGGAGGCUGACCUAACCAAGUUAACCAUCCGUGGCUCCAUAUCUGAGCGGUCGCUUCGGUCCACGACGCGUUCACACCUCGACAAGUAGACCACCGCCCUGAUCACUCGCCGCCCCGCGCGCGCGCGAUCGAUCCCCUCCUCGCUCCCAAAUGCAAGGAGCAAGGUCGGCGGCGGCGAUGGCGGCGGCGGCGGCCGACGAGGAGAGGGAGGUGCGGAGGGCGGUGGAGGAGAAGCCGGUUGUGGUGGUGGGGCGGCGCGGGUGCUGCAUGGCGCACGUCGCGCGGCGCCUGCUGCUGGGGCAGGGCGCGAACCCGGCGGUGCUCGAGGUCGGCGACGACGCCGACCCGGCGGCGCUCGUCGACGCCGCGCUGCAGGCCCGCCGGCGCAAGGACGGCGGCGACAAGGCUGCGGCGGGCGACGGAGGCGGCGGAGCGGCGGUGGCAUUCCCGGCGGUGUUCAUCGGCGGGAGGCUGGUGGGCGGGCUCGAUCGGCUCAUGGCCAUGCACAUGGCCGGCGAGCUCGUGCCGGUCUUGAAGCAGGCAGGAGCCCUGUGGCUCUGAGUUGAUCUUCGUCAUUAGCGAUGAGAGAGAGAGAGUCAUUAGGCUUAAAACAUAUGCAUGUCCCUUUUGAUCUUUUUUAACUGUAGAUUUGUUUGUGCUUCGUUCUCGAUACAAUUCUAUCUUUAAUUGCGUCGAUCAUAUGGAAACUUCGAAACUUCAGAGAAACAGAGUUGAUCAAUCAAGAGAUGUUCACAAGGUCAUCAUGAAUUUGAUUGGAUUAGAUCA
Messenger RNA from Oryza sativa Japonica Group (Japanese rice), 934 nucleotides. The record is from RefSeq and is a predicted model, not a curated record. NCBI's taxonomy places the organism in Eukaryota, Viridiplantae, Streptophyta, Magnoliopsida, Poales, Poaceae.